Globicephala melas (long-finned pilot whale) is the source of this 4944-nucleotide messenger RNA. RefSeq names its product nuclear receptor interacting protein 1 (gene NRIP1). The record is from RefSeq and is a predicted model, not a curated record. Gene Ontology annotation, molecular function: transcription coactivator activity; nuclear glucocorticoid receptor binding; transcription corepressor activity. Gene Ontology annotation, cellular component: nucleus. Gene Ontology annotation, biological process: positive regulation of transcription by RNA polymerase II; circadian regulation of gene expression; negative regulation of transcription by RNA polymerase II. NCBI's taxonomy places the organism in Eukaryota, Metazoa, Chordata, Mammalia, Artiodactyla, Delphinidae.
CUCGUGAUGUAAUUGUUAUUUCUUACUCGGAGCCUGAACCGCGGAGAGCUGCCCGAGAAGUGGCAGCCCGGUGCCUUCUGCCUUGUCUUGUAGGGUCAGAUUCUUCCCGGGGAUGGUGUAGAUUCGAGAACUGACUCCGCUGGAGACUUCGCAGUGACAAAGCAGCUGAAGAUAAACCCUGCUCCCGGGUCCUCCGCCGUCCGAGGAGCUGAAUGGGGCGCUCCUCAGGUCUCCUUCCCAGUUUUCCUCUCGGACUCACUCCGCAUUUAUCCCUGGCUGCCUCCUACGUGCUGGGCGUGGGGUCAAAGUGACCCGCAGUUAGUGCCCGUGCCCCCCAAGAUCAAAGCAAGACACACAGAUUACAAGAGUGUUUGGAUUGUGAGCAAUUUAAGCUCUAUCCUCAGGAUCCAUUAUUUUAACAUCUGGGAGAAACACAUCCAGAAGAUACACACUAGAUUGAAGGAGGAGUGGGGAAUCUGAAGACUCCAAAUGGCAUCAGAGCUACUUUUCAACAGCCUUCUCAGUUUCCUUUCUCAGAAAGCAGAGACUCAAUCCUUGGAGACGGAUGAACACUGAUAUUUGCAUUUAUUGUGGAACAAAAGGUGAAGAAGGAGAAGCAGUAUAUUCACUAAGGAUUCUAUCUGCUUGCUGCUGCAGACCUGUGUGUUGAGGAAUUCUGCUGCUGCUUCUUGCUUGGGAGUUAUCAGCUCUGCAGUCAGGCUGCGUUGGGAGCCUGCCUGCCUUUUGUCUCGUCAUUGCCAACCAGCAGACCAAUCCCGGUCGGAACGGAACAGUACACCUCUGUCUAAUUACUAUGGAAGGUGAGAAACCGACAUUCACUAAUUGAAGUUACAUCUCACUCACCCACAGAAAACCAUUCUUCAAAGUGAAUAGAAACCAAGCCUUUGUGAACACUUCUAUUGAACAUGACUCAUGGAGAAGAGCUUGGCUCUGAUGUGCACCAGGAUUCUAUUGUUUUAACUUACCUAGAAGGAUUACUAAUGCAUCAGGCAGCAGAGGGAUCAGGUACUGCCAUCGACAAAAAGUCUGCUGGCUGUAAUGAAGAAGAUCAGAACUUUAACAUUUCUGGUAAUGCAUUUCCCACCUGUCAAAGUAAUGGUCCAGUUCUCAAUACACAUACAUAUCAGGGAUCUGGCAUGCUGCAUCUCAAAAAAGCCAGACUCUUGCAGUCUUCUGAGGACUGGAAUGCAGCGAAGCGGAAGAGGCUGUCUGAUUCCAUCGUAAAUUUAAACGUAAAGAAGGAAGCUUUGCUGGCUGGCAUGGCUGACAGUGUGCCUAAAGGCAAACAGGAUAACACGGUACUGGCCUCUUUGCUUCAGUCGUUCAGCUCUAGGCUGCAGACUGUUGCUCUGUCACAACAGAUUAGGCAGAGCCUCAAGGAGCAAGGAUACGCCCUCAGUCAUAAUUCUUUAAAAGUGGAGAAGGAUUUAAGGUGCUACGGUGUCGCAUCAAGUCACUUAAAAACUUUGCUGAAGAAAAGUAAAACUAAAGAUCAAAAGCCUGAUACCAGUCUCCCUGACGUAACUAAAAACCUCAUCAGAGAUAGGUUCGUAGAGUCACCUCAUCAUGUUGGACAGAGUGGCACAAAGGUCAUGAGUGAACCCUUGUCAUGUGCUGCGAGGUUACAGGCUGUCGCGAGCAUGGUGGAAAAAAGGGCUAGUCCUGCCACUUCACCCAAGCCAAGUGUUGCUUGUAGCCAAUUAGCAUUACUCCUUUCAAGCGAAGCCCAUUUACAGCAGUAUUCUCGAGAACACGCUUUAAAGACACAAAAUGCAAAUCAGGCGGCAAGUGAAAGACUUGCUGCUAUGGCCAGAUUACAAGAAAAUGGCCAAAAGGAUGUGGGCAGUUUCCAGUUCUCAAAAGGAAUGUCAAGCCAUCUUAAUGGUCAGGCAAGAGCAUCAUCAAACAAACCAAUGGCUAGCAAAAGUACAACAUUUCAAACUCCGAUGGGUAUUGUUCCUUCUUCCCCCAAAAAUGCAGGCUAUAAGAACUCACUGGAAAGAAGCAAUGCAAAACAAGCUGCUAAUAACAGUUUGCUUUUACAUCUCCUUAAAAGCCAGACCAUACCUAAGCCAAUGAACGGACACAGUCAUAGUGAGAAAGGAAGCCUUUUUGAGGAGAGCAGUACACCUACAACUAUUGAUGAAUACUCAGAUAACAAUCCUAGUUUUACAGAUGAUAGCAGUGGUGAUGAAAGUUCAUAUUCCAACUGUGUUCCCAUAGACUUGUCUUGCAAACACCGAAUCGAAAAACCAGAACCUGACCAGCCUGUUUCUCUGGAUAACUUAACUCAGUCCUUGCUAAACACUUGGGAUCCCAAAGUCCCCGAAGUAGAUAUCAAAGAAGAUCAAGAUACCUCAAAGAAUUCUAAGCUAAAUUCGCACCAGAAAGUAACCCUUCUUCAGUUGCUACUUGGCCAUAAGAAUGAAGAAAAUGUAGAAAGAAACAACAGCCCUCAGGAACCACACAGUGAUGGGACAAAGUUCAGCACACAUAAUUACACGCGGACUUCUGUCAUAGAAAGCCCUAGUACCAGCAGGACUACUCCAGUGAGCACUCCACCAUUACUUGCAUCCACCAAAGCCGAGUCUCCCAUCAACCUUUCCCAACACUCUCUGGUCAUCAAAUGGAAUUCCCCACUGUAUGCCUGCGGCCCUCAGUCUGAAAAGCCAACGAAUACCGCAUCGAACCACCUGAUGGACCUUACAAAAAGCAAAGAAUCGCAAGGGGAGAAACCAGUCCAAAAUGAAGGCACACAAAACUCUGCCACUUUCAGUGCCAGUAAACUGUUACAAAAUUUAGCGCAAUGUGGAAUGCAGUCUUCUGUGUCAGGGGAAGAGCAGAGACCCAGUAAACAGCUGCUGAGUGUAAACACAGAGAAACCUACAGGUAUGACUGAUAGACUAAAUAGCCCUCUGCUCUCAAAUAAAACAAAUGCAGUUGAAGAAAAUAAAGCAUUCAGCAGUCACGCAACAGGUCCUGAACCAGGACUUUCUGGUUCUGAAAUAGAAAAUCUGCUUGAAAGGCGCACCGUCCUCCAGUUGCUGCUGGGAAACCCCAACAAAGGGAAGCCCGAAAAGAGAGAGAAGAUGCCCUUAAGAGAUGAAAGUACUCAGGAACAUACAGAUAGAGCUUUAAGUGAACAAAUAUUGAUGGUGAAAAUAAAAUCUGAGCCUUACGAUGACUUGCAUACGCAUACCACAAAUGUGCCCUUGAGCCGCGACGCUCAGGGUGCCCCCUUCUUAGGCGUGGCUCCUGCCUUGCAGGGAAGCACAGCUGUCUUACCAGCAUCUGAGGACUUCAAAUCGGAGCCGGUCUCACCUCAGGAUUUUUCUUUCUCUAAGAACGGUCUGCUAAGUCGACUGCUGAGACAAAACCAAGAGAGUCACCCGGCUGAUGACCUGGACAGCAGUCACAGAAAUAGUGAACUGACACUUGUAGACUCAAAGAAUCUUUGCAUGGUCCCUAAAAAAAGGAAGCUUCAUACUGAGCCAUUAGAAAAUCCAUUUAAAAAGAUGAGAAAUAACAUAGUCGAUGCUGCAAACAGUCCCAGUGCUCCGAAGGUGCUGUAUGGGUCCUUGCUUAACCAGCAAGAGCUGAAGCUUAGCAGAAAUGAUCUUGAGUUUAAAUAUCCUGCCAGCCAUGGUUCAGCGAGUGACAGCGAACACAGGAAUUGGGCCAGAGAGAGCAAAAGCUUCAACGUUCUGAAACAGCUGCUUCUCUCAGAAAACUGUGUGAGAGAUUUGUCUCAGCACAGGAGUAGUUCUGUCGUCGACAGUAAAAAAAAAGGACACAGAAGCACUGUGACCAAUAGCAAGCCUGACUUCAGCAUUUCUUCUUUGAACGGACUGAUGUACAGUGCAGCUCAGCCCAACAGCUGCAUGGGCCACAGGACAUUUCCAUACCCCGGUGUGGGAAAACCUCCUGUGAGCCCUCCUUUCCCUGAGCACCUGGGCUGCGCAGGGUCUAGACCAGAAUCUGGGCUUGUGAAUGGGUGUUCCGUGCCCAGUGAGAAGGGGCCCAUCAAGUGGGUUAUCACAGACGUGGAUAAGAAUGAGUAUGAGAAAGACUCUCCGAGACUGACCAAAACUAACCCAAUACUGUAUUACAUGCUCCAGAAAGGAGGCAAUUCUGUUACCAGUCGAGAAACACAGGACAAGGACAUUUGGAGGGAGCCUUCAUCUGCUGAAAGUAUCUCACAGGUUACAAUCAAAGAGGAGUUACUUCCUGCUGCAGAAACUAAAGCUUCUUUCUUUAAUUUAAGAAGCACUUACAAUAGCCAUAUGGGAAAUAAUGCCUCUCGCCCACACAGUGCAAAUGGAGAAGUUUAUGGACUUCUGGGAAACGUGCUAACAAUAAAAAAAGAAUCAGAAUAAAAUGUACCUGCCAUCCAUCUUUGGAUCUUUUUAAAACUAACUAGUAUGAACUUGAGAUCUGUAUAAAUAAGCGCAUGAUUUGAGAAAAGCAUGGUAUAAUUGAAACUUUUUCAUUUUGAAAAGAAUUGGUUACUGUGAUGUUUAAAUAUGCAUACUACUUCUUGCUUUACAUUAGAUGUCAUGAGGAAGCUGCUGAACUAGCAAUUGGUUGUUUAACACCUUCUUAUGCAUCAGACAACAACUGUGAGUAGCCCAUGAAUGAUAUUCUUUUUUAAUCAUAAAUAAUAGGCAUAAAUUAAAAUGUGAAUCUCCACCCACAGUGGAUUAAUGCAUUGCUGCCUUUAUUAGGGUACUUUAUUUUGCUUUUCAGAAGUCAGCAUACAUAACACGUUUUUUUAAAGUCCAAAUUGUUAAAUAAUAACUCCUAAAGGAUAAUUAUUGAAUCAAAGAACCUAAUACUGAUUCAUUUUUUCAGUUCAAAAACAAAUUAGAAAAAAAUAUGCUUACAUUUUUCACUUUUGCUAAAAAAAAAAAAAAAGAAAGAAAA